AUGUCCAGCCAGGAGUCUCUCAAAAGCGCCAUGCGUGAGGCCUUAGAGGCAGACGGGACAAUAAGCCAAAUGAAAGCAGAGCUUCGCGCGGCUGUCUUUCGGCGAAUUUCCGCCAAUCCCACCCUCGAGGGUGGGGUUAACGAAGGCAUCUCCCGGCCCCCGGAUCCGCCGGAGAAUUUAAUCCUUCACGAACUCAUCAAAGAAUACCUCGCGUUUAACGGCCUCGAGCACACCCUCAGCGUUUUUCAAUUGGAGGCCCAGGUGCCGGAUAGCCAGGUCCCGCGGAAGGUUUUGGCGGUGGAGCUGAACUUGGGAAGCGCGCCGACCACAAUCCCACUUUUGUAUUCCAUCCUUCACGAAUUGCGUUUAUCGCGCGAUAUGACGCAAUAG
Messenger RNA from Phytomonas sp. Hart1, 390 nucleotides. NCBI's taxonomy places the organism in Eukaryota, Euglenozoa, Kinetoplastea, Trypanosomatida, Trypanosomatidae. The record is from the annotation of a GenBank genome assembly.